This is a messenger RNA of Cynocephalus volans (Philippine flying lemur), 1973 nucleotides long. It is a transcript of the gene MBD4, whose product is annotated as methyl-CpG binding domain 4, DNA glycosylase. Gene Ontology annotation, molecular function: pyrimidine-specific mismatch base pair DNA N-glycosylase activity; DNA binding. Gene Ontology annotation, biological process: DNA repair. The transcript has 8 exons. The coding region runs from base 115 to 1827 and encodes 570 amino acids. Gene Ontology annotation, cellular component: nucleus. The record is from RefSeq and is a predicted model, not a curated record. Lineage: Eukaryota; Metazoa; Chordata; Mammalia; Dermoptera; Cynocephalidae.
ACUGUGGCCCUCUGCGCCGUAGGAGUUUUCACAUCUUACUCCUCUCCACAUCUGGGUCGUCCCACCUCUCUCCCCGCUGCUGCAGCCGGAGCUCGCUUAACCUGCACGGCUGGGAUGGAGAGCCCGAGCCUGGGGGACGGCGGAGCGGCCCCCGCGGUCAGCUCCCGAGAGCUCCUGCUCGCAGGCCGGCCGAGUGACCUCUGCAAGGAAGAUGUCGCUGUUGGAUUGGAAAGAGCGGGAGAAGAUGAGAAACAAAUGUUGAGAAGCAGUGAGUGUGAUUCCCUGCUACAAGGACCUGUUGCUUCAGCUGAGUUUGGUGGCAGUGCAGUGACAGAAUGCUGUAAGUCUGUCCCACAUGGAUGGGAAAGAGUUGUGAAGCAGAGGCUAUCUGGGAAAACAGCGGGAAGAUUUGAUGUCUCCUUUAUCAGCCCACAAGGACUGAAGUUCAGAUCCAAAAGUUCACUUGCUAAUUAUCUUCACAAAAAUGGAGAGACUUCUCUUAAGCUAGAAGAUUUUGAUUUUACUGUACUUUCUAAAAGCGGCAUCAAGUCAACAUGUAAAGACUGCAGCAUGGCAACUCUGACAUGUCAACUACAAAACGAAAGUAGCAAUUCAAGCUGGAACCUCAGGACACGAAGCAGAUGGAAAAAAGAUGCAUUUCCUCUGCCAAGUAGUGAUGUGCAGUUGCAAGAUAGCAGAGGACUGUCUAACUUUAGUUCUGUUCAUUUGCUUUUGAAAGAAGAUGAAAGUGUUAAUGAUGUUAACUCCCGAAAGUUUAGAAAGUCCAAAGGAAAAGUGACUGUUUUCAAAGGAACUCAAAUUAAGAAAUCUAAAAAAGGACGUGGGAAGAGUCUUUCAGAUUCUGUUCAAAGUAAUAGAAAAAGAGAACCUGUGUAUAGUAAGGCAGAUGCUGAAAGCGAGCCUCUUGCACAAGAAAAUCAGCUUGAUAGAACUUUCUGCAUUUCUGAUGCCAGAACAAGAGACAAGACUCUCAACGUGACUAAUGAAGAAAAGGGCCUUGUAAAAGAAAAAUCAUUGAGUUCAGGAUCAAAUUUUCAUUUUGAACAAACAAUUUCUGGCAUCAUAAACAAAUUUUGUUCAACCAAAGAAGCAGAACGCAACAAGAAGUAUGAGGAUACCAUUUUAGAAUCAAAGGAAAUCAGACCAAAAAUAGAAGUUGAGGAAAGGAAGGAACAUUUACAUAUUGACAUUUUAAAAUGUGGCUCUGAAAUGGACAGCUGCUCACAAACCAGCAAAGACUUUACUUCUGAGAAAGGAUUUCAAGAAGAAAGCAUCCCACGAACACAAAUAGAAAAAAGAAAAACAAGCUUGUAUUUUUCCAGCAAAUAUAACAAAGAAGCUCUUAGUCCCCCACGACGCAAAGCCUUUAAGAAAUGGACACCUCCUCGGUCACCUUUUAAUCUCAUCCAAGAAACACUUUUUCAUGAUCCAUGGAAGCUCCUCAUUGCGACUAUAUUUCUCAAUCGGACCUCAGGCAAAAUGGCAAUACCUGUGCUUUGGAAGUUUUUGGAGAAGUACCCUUCAGCCGAGGUGGCGAGAACCGCAGACUGGAGAGAUGUGUCAGAACUUCUUAAGCCACUUGGUCUCUAUGAUCUUCGAGCAAAGACCAUUAUCAGGUUCUCAGAUGAGUAUCUGACAAAGCAGUGGAAGUAUCCGAUUGAGCUCCAUGGGAUUGGUAAAUAUGGUAAUGACUCCUACCGAAUAUUUUGCAUCAAUGAGUGGAAGCAGGUGCACCCUGAAGACCACAAGCUGAAUAAAUAUCAUGACUGGCUUUGGGAAAAUCAUGAAAAAUUAAGUCUGUCUUAAAAUUCUUUAAGGUUUUCAAACUCGCCUUUAUGCAUUGUCUUACACUUCAAUUCCUAGAGCUGUGUGAAACACAGUCAACGUCUUUCCAUACAUAUAGAUUUUAAUUAGCCCAACUAGAAGCCCAGUGUGUAUUUUCUUAAUGUAUG